AUGUCUCAAUAAAGAAAUACAUUUUGUCCACAUCAUAAUGAAGAAUUCCUUGCCAUUGAAAAAACAGAGUCAGAUAAAUAAGAAAAAAAAUUAUGUUUACGAUGCUUAGCCAAUGGGUAUAAAGGGAAUGUUGUUAUUAUUGAUAAAUAAAUUUAAAAUGUCUAGAUCAUGAAAACUCAACUUAUUUAAUCAAGAUAAGAAUAGAUAAAAAUCAAUAUAGACUAAUUAGAAGAUUUGAUAAAAAAUAUUGCUACACUCAAAUAGUUCUAUGAUGAUGAAAUAAAUAAAAUUUCUACAUGUGUGGAAGAAUGGAUAAAGAAAUUAAAAAAUAUGAAGGAUUUAUUUGAAGAAAAUAUUAAUAAACAAGAAGUGAAUGAUUUGUAAGAAUUUUUAAAUUCUAUAAAUUAAUUUCAAAGUACACAAAUUAAGGAAUUAUCAUAAUCUAAAAUUGAUAUUAAUAAAUUAUUAUAAUAGCUAAAGGAACCAGAUAUAUUAUAAGCAUGUGAUUAAAUUUUAAUAAAUUUACAAUCAUUUCCUUAUUUAUUUCAGGAGGUAAUGGUGGAAAAAGAAUCAGAAAAAAACAAAAAAGUGGUAAAAUUUUAUUUAUUAAUUUAGAAAUUAAAUAUAUUUUGUAAAGAACAUCAAAAAAACAGAAUAAAAUUUUUUGAUUUGCGGUCAGAGAAAAUAAGUUCUAGGAGUUUAGCUUGUGAUUAAUGUUUUGAUGAUUAUCCUUCAUAAACUUAUAAAAGUGUUAAAUUUGCUCGUAAAUAAUGGAAUAAUAUUGUAAAAGAACAGCAAAAGAGUAUGUAAAAUAAUUUAUUAAAUGUGAACAAAACAGUUUAUGUUAUGAAUCAAGAAAUGAAAUAGAUAUAAAACUCUAUAAAGAAAUCUUAUGAGAAAUAUUAUUAGAAGUAUAUUACUAAUUAUAAUUAAUAUGAAUUAAAUGUUGAAAAAAUGAAAUAAGAAAUGAAUAUACCAUGGGAAUUGUUAAAAGAAGAUAAAUUGCUAAAAAUAGUUGAAGAUAUGAAUAAGAGUACAAAUUCUGAUGAUCCCCUUCUAGUUUAGUAUACUGAAUAAAAUGAUUUAGUAAAUCAAUUAAUGAUAGAUAAUUUUCUGUCUUUGUAAGAAUGUACAUUUAAUUAAAUUAAGAAAUUUAAUCCACUCAUAUAGAAUUAAAUAUUUGAAUAAAUGAAAAAAUAAUAAAAAUAAAAUCAAUCAAAUCAUAAUUUAAUUGAGGAAAUUAAAGAUGAAUAAAAUAUAAGAAAAAUUACUAAAAAAAAUUUUACAUAUCAUCUCAUAAAAGAAAGUUCAAUCAAAGAAUAGUAAUAAUGUAAUGCAAUGGCUUUUAAUAAGGAUUGUUCAAUAGUAUUGGUUGGAUGUAAUUAAUAAAUACAAGUAUUUGAAUUUAAAUAGGGAAUGAUGAAAUAAAUUUAAAUCCUUAAAGAACAUGAAAAUAAUGUCAUCACUUUAAAUUUUAUGAAAAAGUCUAAUUAAUUUAUCUCUGGAAGUGAAAAAGAUGGAUGGAUUAUAAUUUGGUCACUGAAUUCAAUUAAUAAUUAAUGGAUUUUAUAAUAAAAACUAAAAAAACAUUCAGUAGGAAUAAUAUGUUUAGUAUUGAAUGAAAAUGAAGAUCUAUUUGUAUCAGGUGGCUUUGAUAACAAAAUAAUAUUUUGGGGCAAAAAGAAUUAAUGGAUAUUGGAAUAAACAUUAGACCAAAAAUAAAGAUUAUAUGCACUAAGCAUAAAUGAAGAAUAAAGUAGAUUGAUUAUAUGUUCUUUCGAGACUGAAAUAUUUAUAUUGGAAUUUUAAUAAUAAAAAUGGAUUAUUUAAUAGAAGAUACUAGUCUAAUAAAAAGCGAUUAGAAUUAGCUUCAUUUCUAAUAAUUUAUUCACAGUCUAAUCAUUCUAAAAUGAUUUAUUGGAUAUAUAUGAAAUGGAAAAUUAAUUGGGAUAUAUUAAUACUAGAGGAAUUAUAAUUAUGCGUGGUUGUGGUUAAGAAGAAGAAUGUCUAUUUUUUCCUUCAUAAUAUAUUAAGUCAAAAAAUUUGCUUGUAAUUAAGAAUUGCUAAUAUAUAAAUUUAAUCAAAAUUAAAGAAAAUAGAGAGUUUCUAGUUGAGAAUUCUAUUUAGUAUCAAACUAGUAAGCUAUACGGAUCUAUAAGUGAUGAUGGGGAAUAUCUUAUAACCUGGGAUCAAGUAUCAAAAGAAAUACAAAUUAGAAAAUUGUAAGAAUCAUGA
This is a messenger RNA of Paramecium primaurelia, 2235 nucleotides long. NCBI's taxonomy places the organism in Eukaryota, Ciliophora, Oligohymenophorea, Peniculida, Parameciidae. The record is from the annotation of a GenBank genome assembly.